Phaeodactylum tricornutum CCAP 1055/1 is the source of this 1910-nucleotide messenger RNA. RefSeq lists its product with no specific name. Bases 168 to 1784 code for a protein of 538 amino acids. The transcript has a single exon. Lineage: Eukaryota; Bacillariophyta; Bacillariophyceae; Surirellales; Neidiaceae. The record is from RefSeq and is a predicted model, not a curated record.
UCUUUGCUGAAUUGUUUGCUGCUGUUCACUUUUUGGCAAUCGUUAGAAAGAGCGAGACAGCAGUCGAAGAGCAAUCCAGUGCAUCGUAAUGGUUCCGGUGUGCCUGAAGUUGAGAGUCUUGCACGUCCAUACGAGCAUCCAACCGACAACAUUUUGCAAAUCAUAGAAUGCUACGCAACAAGUACUCCACCAGCGGACCACGGAGAAGAAAAUGCCUGGCUUUCAUUACCUGUACCGUUUUUUGCACGGUUUCUCAGGGUUGGAUCCCUUCCAAUGAAAGAAAUGCAGCACAGAGACGGCGGGAUCUACCAACUUCCGUGACGAAAGUAAAAACGAAUCCAUUUUGGGCAAUGUCCAGUUCCGAUUUGAAAGAUGAUCGAAGUAAGAGAGAAACCUCGUCGAAUAACAGAACACCGAAAAUGAAAGAGUAUGAUAAAAACAGUGUCGUAAGUCGUCUUCACCAGGCGGCGUCGCGGGCCCAUCUUCGACAACAGCUUAAAGACGCCCAGGAGGCAACAACAGCUAGUACAAAACUACAUAGAGAGGGCCCUCGCCUAGCCAGCCUUCAAAAACUUAAUACAGCAAUUGAUCUCCGAUUGGAUAGUAAUCGGUUCCCCUACAAUUCUGUUUCGUCUCAAGUCCUACAAGCCGCUCGAGAUCCCAUGAUUGCUGUUGUCAGUCACAACCAGCAAGUUGCGGCUCAUCAGCAAGCUGUGGCGGCUACGUCAGUUUUGUUCGAAAAAUGUCGUCAAGUCGCUAUCGUUUUAUCAAAGUCGCUACAAAAAGAUCAGGUCACCGUUGAAUACGCAAACCGUAUUCGACGGCUCUUGAAGGCCAUGCUCGAAGAAGAUUACCACCCGGACGCUAUAUGUUUCGUUGGAGGCACUUCGACUGGUAACAAGAUUGCCGACGCGGAUGCUGGCUAUAUAUACUUCCGAUACUUGUGUGCAUGUCAGAAUAUUUCACUGGAUGGAAUUCAGUUUAUUUUGGAGUACACGCGUGCCGAGCAAGGCGCCUUUCAAAAUGUUGUGGAUGAACUGCAGCAAAAAUGUUUACCUCUGUGGCGGAAGGCGGCCUUUAAUGAGGAAGACGAGGACUAUCAGUCGUUCAGUACCAAAAUUCGCCGUCGUUUGCGGGUUCACUUUUCAAUUGUCUCAUCCGAGUAUCAUCUUUGCCAACUAAAUGAUAUACAUGUUCGUUCUCCAGGCCAGUCUCCGCUUCGAGCGUUGGGAGGGUGGAUGCGAGUAUCCGUGGACACAACCUGGGCAUACCAAUACUCCACCACCAUGCUGCCUCGUCAGAAAAAUCCGGCUCGGUCAUUUUGCGCCAAACAUUACAAAACAGCACAGCGCUUGGUACCUGCCUUGCACAAUCUUCGGGGCGUCGUCGACAACCGGGAAUUUUUUCAGAGGGAUAAUUAUCGCGUGCUUGUAUCUGCUCGUCGAAGCCUUGUGACCGAUAUGGAAAAGUUGUAUCACAGGCAGCCAUCGCUAAAAGACGUCCAUAAGCUCUGCUCAGAUGAUGGCAAGCCCAUGGAUGUCAUUUUAGAGAGCGCUCUACUGAACCUAGGCCGUUGUCUCGACCUUGUUCGGCCCGCGGGACUGCUCACCGGGAUCGUCUCAUCCACAGAUUGGAGCCUGGCGCUGACCUUUCUUGAGCAGGCGGUGCAACAAAUUUGCAAGGCAUGUGACCCCGACGAACCCCUCGAUUACUCCGAUUGGGGUUCCCUUGGCGACCUAACGCUUGCAUCUUCUUGGACGGCAGCGACAGAGCGCAAGUCAUAAUCUGUAGAGACUGAAGAAAUCACGGCGACCAAGACAUAAAUGCUGUCAAGCAAAGCACAAUGCAUUCAAUCUACAAACAGAAUAGCAGCCAACCAUAAAUUACGUAGUACCGUACUGGGCUAGUGU